Messenger RNA from Trematomus bernacchii (emerald rockcod), 1152 nucleotides. RefSeq lists its product as uncharacterized. The transcript is spliced from 4 exons. Lineage: Eukaryota; Metazoa; Chordata; Actinopteri; Perciformes; Nototheniidae. The coding region runs from base 46 to 1065 and encodes 339 amino acids. The record is from RefSeq and is a predicted model, not a curated record.
UCUGUCAGCUGUAAUAGAUCGUCCUGAGAGGAGAGCCAGCUGAUCAUGGAGUCUGGAACGAACAGGAUAGGACGUAAGUUUCACUUUGUAAAGAAGGAGCAUCUGAAGCUGGAUGAUCUGAGAAAGAGAAAGCGCUCAGGAAACGAUUACCUCUUUAUAAAUGACAGAAUCCCUGAAUACCCGCGACCAGAGAUCCUUGUGAGCCACCUGAAGCACAACACCAACAGACAGGGUUUGGAAGGCAUCAAGGAGUCCGGAGGCUUCAAGGGAAAACAAGACCUGGUGUGGUGGGGUCUGUCGGUGGGGGGGGAGGAACUCAGAUCAGCUGAGCAGCGCCUCCUCCAGGAAACAUACCCGGACCGAACAGAGCAGCAGGUCCAGGAUCAGCAGAGCUUCCUGGGGGAGUUUGCCUCCUCGCCGGCCUUCAAGAAGAGCUCCAGGCUGGGAUCAUACCGCUUCACCUUCCCCCUUCAGGAGCUGCUGGAGGCCUACAGUCUGCAGUUUUGCGGCGGUGAGCAGCCCCUCAUGCGGGUGUAUGAGACCCAACUGUACAGACAGGAAGUGAUGUACGCGGUGCUGGUCCACAGUCCGGCCAAUCAGGAGCAGUUCUCUGAAUAUCCUCUUCUGACCGACGACCCAAACGCUGUCUGCUGCUACAGAGAUGGCCGCUUCAUCUGGAGGCCUGAGGCCAUGUGUGAAACUCACAGACUCAAGUUGUUCCGGAACGAUGAGACUCGGCAGAUGGAGGUUCUGCCCUGCUGCCCUAAAGAGUUCUAUGUCUGGGAUAAUGUGGGCAUCGCUCUGCAUGUGAAGGAGGACAAGCUGCUGGAGUUCGGUCCGGUCCGACUGAGAGAGAAACUGAAGUUCUGCGAAGGAGAAAUACUCAAAACACAGGUCCAGUUUGGAGACAGGCUUCUCUACCCUCAGGUCCAGUUUGAUGAAUUCCUGUUAGCCGAGGCGACUGUUCGGAGUCUUUGGCCUGAAGACCCCUCCCCACUGGAGAGAGAUGAAGACCCCUCCCCACUGGAGAGAGAUGAAGAGCAGGACAUUAAUAAAGCAGAAUAGAUGAAUCAGAGUUUAGAUAAGCACAUCCUGCCUUCACUGAACUAACAUUACAUUCAGAGUUGGAGCUAUAUAUUGGUUUAUGUUAUU